AUGUGCAAAACAGCGCUUCCAGAAUGUUUGGAGAAAACGAAAACACUAUUCGAACAAUUUUUNGGCCUGUGCAACAGUGAGGUUCGUCCAGAUGUACGAAGAACGCAAUACUGUUAUGGUCUAGCACAAACACCCACUGGUCACGAGCUGGUUAAACGCUUGUACGAGUGGUUCAAGACCAACUCACAUUACUUCCACCGUGAUGCUGACAAUCUACUUAAUGCAAUGGCAUGCACAACAGAUGAUGAUAAAAUGAACAGUUUCAUCUCUGAUACAGUCGAAGGAAAAUAUCCGGAGAAUGCGCUCCAUAUGGUGGCCGUUCACGACACAACAGAUCAUGUUCUAUGGAAUUAUUUCAAGCUCAACACCGAACAGGUUAUCUACGGUGUGCCGAGCUUCAACAGCUAUAUGACAGCUGCUGUUGGAACUUGGAAUCAAGCGGAGAAUAUCAAAGAGAUGGACGAUUUUAUUGCUGGAAUCGAGCUAAGUGGAGAUAAUUUGGCGGUGAUAAAUGAAUUUAAGAAGAAGAUUCAGCAAAACAUCGAUUGGCUGGCGAAGAACCGAGAUGACAUUAUGACGGCAAUUGAACAAGAACUUCAAUAG
Messenger RNA from Anisakis simplex (herring worm), 603 nucleotides. The record is from the annotation of a GenBank genome assembly. Lineage: Eukaryota; Metazoa; Nematoda; Chromadorea; Rhabditida; Anisakidae.